AUGCUGCAAAGUCGCAUACUGGGACGGGCGGCCCGCAGCGGCCGCUGUCGCGUGCCUCGCCUCCCGACCUCGACCCUUAUCAGCAGCACCCGCCACGGACAAUGGCUCCCGCGACGCGGCGUCCAGACCGGCGGGCCUUUCAAGCCUAUGCGCCCCCCCACGCCGCAGGAGCUCGGCCGACCGCAGGCCGCCAAGCAGUUCAAGCGCGGCCGCAAGUGGACGCGGCGCCUGCUCUGGACGGCGGCGGUGCUCGGCGGCAUCUACGCCGUCGACAGCCAGGUGUACGCGGCGGGACUGACGCGCACGGCGCGCACCUUUGGCACGACGCUGCUCGUCGCGGUCGACUACAACAUCAACUUCCGCGCCGAGCCCUGGUUCGGCGGCUCCGUCGCCGACCUGCACCGCCGCAGCGCCGAGCGCAUGGCCACGCUGCUGCGCGAGAACGGCGGGCUCUACCUCAAGAUGGGCCAGGCCGUCGCCAUGCAGAGCGCCAUGCUGCCGCCGGCGUUUCAAAAGAUGUUUGCACGCAUGUUUGACGACGCGCCCCAGGACGACUGGCGCGACGUCGAGGCUGUGAUUCGCGCAGACUUCGGCAAGAGCGUCGAGGAGGUAUUUGGUGUCAGCUUUACCGGCAAGCCGGGCUACGGCGUCAUGGAGAAAAAGGCGAGGGCUAGUGCGAGCGUCGCCCAAGUGCAUUGGGCGAAACUGCCUGAUGGACGAGAGGUGGCGAUUAAAGUGCAGAAGCGGGACAUUGCCAAGCAGAUUUCAUGGGAUCUGUGGGCGUUCAAGAGCGUUGCCUGGAUCUACUCGAAAUGGUUCGACAUUCCCUUUUACAGCCUCGUCCCGUACAUGGCCGAACGCCUCGAGCUCGAGACCGACUUCGUCAACGAGGCCAAAAACUCGGAGACGAUGCGCAACCUCAUCCACAACGAAAAGAGCAUGCGCGGCCGCGUCUACGUGCCUACCACCUACCCGGAGCUGACGUCGCGCCGCGUCAUGACGGCCGAAUGGAUCGAGGGCGUGCAGCUCUGGGACAAGAAGACGCUGACGGGCCGCUGGCUGGGCGGCCGCGGCCAGGGCACACCCGGCGCGCGCGUGCCCCUGCCCGAGGUCGACAUGGACGCCAUCCGGCGCGAGGUGCGCACGCAGCCGAACGCGGACCGGCUCAAGCCGGACCGGCAAGAGUGGAAGGGCCGCCGGGGCCAGGGUGGCCUCGGCCUGUCGACCAAGGAGGUCAUGGCCACGGUGACGGACCUCUUUGCCGCGCAAAUCUUCAAAUGGGGCGUCGUCCACUGCGACCCGCACCCGGGCAACGUCUUCAUCCGUCGCCUGCCCAGCGGCCGCGCCGAGGUCGUGCUCAUCGACCACGGCCUCUACGUCUACAUGUCGCCGACCUUCCGCAACCAGUACGCCGAGUUCUGGAAGGCGCUCAUGACGUUUGACAAUGCGACGAUAUCGCGCGUCACGGCGGAGUGGGGUAUCAAGGGCGCCGACUUCUUCGCCAGCGCGACCCUCAUGCGUCCGUACGAGGGCGGCAGCGGCUCGACGCGCGCCGCCAUCCUCGACAUGGACGGCAAGACGGCUGCCGAGCGCCACCACGCCAUGGAGCAAAAGAUGAAGCAGGGCCUGCGCGACAUGCUCGCCGACGAGGACAAGUGGCCCAAGGAGCUGCUGUUUAUCGGGCGCAACAUGCGCAUCGUGCAGGCCAACAACCAGUACAUGGGCUCGCCGGUCAACCGCAUCAAGAUCAUGGGCGAGUGGGCGAGCCGCAGUCUUUUCAUGGAUGCGAGCCUGGGGUGGCGCGCACGCGCGCGCAACGCCUGGCGGCACGUCCUGUUCAAGGCCGUGAUGACGGCUUCGGACGUGGCCUUCUACUGGUUUAAGAUCCGCCAGUGGCUCGGGUUGGGCGGCGGCAUGGAGGACGUCAUGGAGCAGCGGAUGAAGGACAUGGCGCAGGACAUGGGAAUUGAGCUGCAAAAUGAUGUGUUUAGCGGCUGA
Akanthomyces muscarius is the source of this 1998-nucleotide messenger RNA. RefSeq lists its product as uncharacterized. The transcript is spliced from 2 exons. Bases 1 to 1998 code for a protein of 665 amino acids. The record is from RefSeq and is a predicted model, not a curated record. Lineage: Eukaryota; Fungi; Ascomycota; Sordariomycetes; Hypocreales; Cordycipitaceae.